AGGGUUGCGCACAAGACAGCCCCGCGAUCUGCGUUGAGCUCCGCAGAGUCCCGUGAGCGGCGGGACACCGGGAGUCAAACACUGAUCAACACGGACCUUUCCCUCCGCCGCAGCGCUCGCUUCGCUUGCAUCCAGCAUCCCCCUCCCCCACAACCCACCCGCCAAAGUCUCUCCGGGCUCGUUACGCACGGCUUUUACGCACAGUCCAUGAGCGGAACUUGACUCGCGCUCCGCGUUUUCACCGACGCGCGCGGACCACGCUACAACUUCCCACUCCCACAGGUGUGAUGGUGUCGAGCCAGCGAACUGAAGGGAUGAGCGAGCCGGUCCGCUCCGCGUUCUGCUGAAAGGGGAAAAGUCCAACCAGCACGGACGAUGGAAAGUAGUUGCCUGCAGCCGCGAGCCGCGCCGCGUGCCAAAAUGAGCUUUAACCGGCAAAGCUGGAUGAUCCUAUUGUUGGUGUUUGCAACUAUAUCAGCGGUACUCACACAAGAUCCAAACAGCAAGGAACUCACUGAUACUAAGAGUCCAGUGCCUUUCCCUGUCUUCCUGCCGGUCAACUAUGAGGUACGGGACGCCGACUACCUCUUCCUUAAGGAGGCUGGACAGGACUUCAUGAGGAACUCCAGCAUGCAGAGUCACACGCAGCCCUUCGUUCUCUUAAGAGCCAGCCGCCAGCCAGCUGUCAACGCCAGCUACGGCCCCGUGUCCACAGAGAGACUGGUGCCUCUGGAUCUGGUGCAGUCGGUGCAGCUCUUCAACGCCCCAGAUGUCUUCACAUUCAACUGGAAAAUCCAGGCCUUCGUGCUGACGCCUCGGGUUUUCUCCUCCAAACCCAAAGUCCGGGUGCUCUUCUACGUCGCAGGGAGGGAUUGGGCCAGAAGCGAGGGCGCCUUGGACGAGCUACCAUGUGUGACGGUUUAUGCUUUCUGGCAAACGCAGGAGGUGAGGGGUUCUUGCGCCAUAGGAGGCGAGAGGGGAACUUGCAUGGCCGAGCUUCUGCCUGAGCCGGGGUGGUUUGCUGCGGGGUCGGAGGGCACCGGCAGGGAAAGGCAGGAUCCAUCUGCUGGGAACUCGGUGGAGCUGUACUACCAGGCUCGGCCCAGGGUCAACGGGAAGUGCUUUUCUGUGAACGGAAGCCGGUGGAGCAGCUCGGCGCCGCCGGCUGAGUACGUUCCCGUGACUCCCAUGCAGAGGAUCGGAAGCGUGCAGCUCCUGCAGAUUCCCAAGGGGAUGGCCACUCUGUCCCGCCUCAAGCUCGGGAACGCCAUCGUCAUCCGGACGUCGUCCAAACCUCUGAAAAAGACCGACAUCGCCACCUUCUACAUACUGAUGGCCAGCUCUGCUCAGCUGACUAACUUCACUCUCAGAGCAUCAGUAAAGAAAGGUGUGACCUUUCGAACAGCAACACCCAGCAACUCCUUACUGUGGGACAUCACGCUGGAUAUGGGAGCAGAUGGAGCCAUUGCUGUGAUUUGUCAGAGAAAGGCCCCCAUCCCCGGGAAAAGACUUGAAAGCAGUCUGCUGGAGGUGCUUCAGAUGGACUUUGAGGUUGAGGAACUGAGCAGUCCCGUUGACAGCCAGGUGAUCGUAUGGAAGCUGGAGCUGCCAUCUGCGCCCAAAACCGUCGCCAAGACCGAAGGAGCCAUGAGGAUUUACACAACUCAGAGAGACUUUGUUGGCCUCGCUCCUCUUGUGAUGGACACGGAGAUCCUGAACACCGCCGUGCUGACUGGAAAGAAAGUAGUGAUGCCCGUGAGGACGGUGGCUGUGGAAGAAGAUGGAUUGGUCACUGAUGUCUCCGACUACACAGACUGCAGCUCCUCUGACGAAGAUGUUCUCAAGGUGUCAGACAGAUGCGACUACGUCUUUGUGAAUGGCAAGGAGACGAAAGGCAAGGUGAAGAUGGUAGUAAACUUCACCUACAGCUACCUGAGUGCUCAGCUCGAACUAAACGUGUGGAUGCCUCAGCUUCCUCUGCAGAUUGAGUUGUCAGACACAGAACUGAGUCAGAUUAAAAGCUGGAGAGUUCCAAUCCUGACCUCAAAAAGGUCUGGCUGGAACAGUGAGGAGACUGAACGGAAAGGGAAAGGCUGCAUGCUCCAGCUUCAACACGCGCUUGUGCGGGUUCUAACCCAUUUUGUGGCUGAGCAGGAAGACCCGCGGGACCCUACUGCCUAUUUCCUGGGCUCUGAUUGGCAGGUGGAUAUUACAAGGCUGGUUCGAUACUUCAUGAAGGUCGAGGACCCUAGAGUCGCAAGACUUCAGGAAGGAAGGGUGCUCUCAGGACGAGACUUUGGGACCACAAACAUCCAGGUGUUUUCUCCACUGUCGGAUGUUGUCUUGGCAAAGACGACAGUCAAAGUUGUGGAUGACAAAGUGAGCAUCACAGAGUUGGGUGUUCAAGUGGUUUCUGGACUCUCUAUGACGUUACAACGCAGCUCAGGAAGUAGCAGGGCCAUCUUGGCUACAACAACCACACAAGAGGUUCUACAAAGCCCGAAGCAGGAAGCUUUGGUCAGUUCGUGGGUCCAGUUUAGUGAUGGCAACCAGACGCCUCUUGACAUUUAUGAUCCAACCAACUACCGACUGACCGUGACAUCUCUUGAUCAGGGCGUGGUGUCAGUGCAGGGCAGACCUCCUCUUGUAGUGGCAGAGGGUGAGGGCGAAGGAGUCCUGGUUAGAGUAGAGAUGUCCAUCUGCGAAUCCUGCCAAAAGUCUAAACGCAAAAGUACCGUGUCUGUGGGCAAUGGCAGCCUUAAGGUCAAGUUUCAGGCCAACACUCGGCGGCCUGGUGGAGCAACCCGCAGCGUAGACCGGAGCUCUGUUGGCAACAAAGACGGCAGCAAUGACUAUGGCAACGACGGGGAAGAGACGGAUGUCGAGAGAAAGCAGCGGAGGCCAUCACAGUUUCUUCCUUCAAGUAUCCCAAAUUCAAACAAAGAGGAGAGUGCUAUUCAGAAGAUCCCGACCACAAUCAGAUCUACUGUGAGAACUAUGACUAGCGGCAGUCUCGGAGGGGUGGGCAAGACGAAAGGACCAGAAAACACCGGCAGUCCAACCAGCGUAGUGAAUGUCAGCCUCAUGAGCAGCCCCAGAGAAGGCAGCAAAGUAUUCAGCUCAGACAAUAUGAUAGUGGAAGACAUGAGCAGUGUUAGUUUUACUAGCACUGUGAAAGCCCCUGGGAAUCUGGUCAACUACAACGACUUCCCCACCAAGGUGGAGAUCCCCAGACCCAAAAUGCCGGAGGUAGAAAGCGGUGAAGAAGCUUUGGCCAACAGGCCUCUCACAGACUUGGAGAUCGGCAUGUACGCCUUGCUGGGUGUGUUUUGCCUGGCCAUCUUGGUGUUCCUCGUGAACUGCAUCUCGUAUGUUGUGAAGUUCAGGCAUAAGAAGCCUCCCUCUCAUGGCCAGGAGCCCACAGGGCACAGGCAUGACUGGGUCUGGCUCGGCACAGACGCCGAGCUGGUGAUGACUGUGCCGUGCAGUCCAGUGCAGCAAGACUCGCACACGGCGACCACUGUGAUUGACAUUGGGCCCGACAAGACUGCCUCUCUCUCCAGGAGGCCCAGUUGCCUGGCCUCCGUAACAGAGUCUCCCCUCAGCUGUGCCAGCUCCCAUCGGACCAAACCCAUACAAAGCGAAUCCCUUCACUCGCCCACCAGCAAGAGAAAGAGAGUUCAGUUCACCACGUUCUCCACACUGGAGCGCCAGCAUUCGCCACACCUCUCACCCAAGGAAAACGGCCACGGCAUCCACUGGGUCGGAAAGGAAGAGUGUAGUGGGGAGGAACCUCAAGUGCCCAUCAUAAAGCCUGGGGACCACUUAUAACACAGAACCCGGCCAGACCUCACAUGUACAGCAGAUGUGGCUUCGAUCACCUCAAUGCCUUUGUCGAGAAAAUGGGAUUUUGUAUCAGGCCUCCUCAACAUUUCAUUGCCCAUUUAGGCCUUUUACGUGUACAUGUCUUGUAUAUUGUAUAUACUUAAUAUAGGAGAAUGGAUAUAUGUGGUAAUGCUACAAAUGGCUGAGCAGAUGCAUUAUUGUAUAGACAAUAUUUAAAGCCACAACGUGUUCAUGCUGCAUGAGGCGCCCUUGAUGCACCACACUCUAAAAAAUACUGAGGAAAAAGAAAAGCGAAAUAUUUAAAAAUAAAACUCAAACGUAAAUUAACACCUACAACACCGAGUUCAG
Poecilia reticulata (guppy) is the source of this 4194-nucleotide messenger RNA. Its product is annotated as transmembrane protein 132D. The record is from RefSeq and is a predicted model, not a curated record. NCBI's taxonomy places the organism in Eukaryota, Metazoa, Chordata, Actinopteri, Cyprinodontiformes, Poeciliidae.